Odocoileus virginianus texanus is the source of this 1905-nucleotide messenger RNA. The record is from RefSeq and is a predicted model, not a curated record. NCBI's taxonomy places the organism in Eukaryota, Metazoa, Chordata, Mammalia, Artiodactyla, Cervidae.
AGAAGCUGAGGGGCCUUCAGGAGAGGGUCCUCCUCCUGCUGGAGGGGCAUGGCGGCCACCACGGGAGUGACCCUCCUGGUCCUGCUGCUCUGCUGCGGGCAGGGAGCCGAGCUCCCGCCGAUCAACCUGACCUCAGCUUCAAGCACUGAAACGCCAGCAAAUUUAAGUAAUCUGGAUGAUGAUAUGGCUACAAUAUUCGGUGUGACGUCCAGAGGCCACCGGCUGCCCCACGGGAGCUCACACGGGGGUCAGCGCGUGCUCUGUGUGAAGCAGCGCCCCCGCCUCAGGUUCCAAAGCGCAGUGUGGGUCAGAGCAUCCCUGCAUCAUGCUUUCUCCUAUUCUUUCCACGCUCCUCCUCAAGAUGCCAGCAUUGAUGAGAGCAACCAACUCAGCGCUGGUGAGGGUUUCCAUGAGUUUGCAGACGUGUCACCAAUAUCUCUGGAGGCUGAGGACAAAAUUCUCAACGAACCCGGUGUUGACGCGUCUCACCACACCAGCGGCCCCGGGGGUUACCAUGACGCGCAGAUCUCCUCAGGCACUGCAGACAGUCUUCACAGUAACGGAAAGAAGCACCCCAAAACUGAUCAACAAUUGAAACAAUCGGUUCUGGACAUGAUCCUUCAAAAUAUUGGAAAAUCUUCAGGAAACUCUCUCCAGUAAGCGGCAGAGGAAGAGAGUGGCCCGGGGCUGUGCGCUCCGAGGGAGCCCCCCCGAGCGGGGCACCCAGACUGCGUGCGCGCACACCGACCCUUAGCAAUAAAGGGCAUAUGUAUGUACACACGUCACGCUGGUAACUGUCCCGCAGAAGGACACUGUUCUCUUCUGUGACCUUAAGCAGUCCCUUUAAAUGUUAAGCUAGAAGGUGAGGGUAUGUGGUUUUCUUUUAGUUUUCAUAAAGAAACCAGAAACAAGCAAAAAAAUACAUUUGAGAAGAGCACGCAGACCCGCCUCUUUGCUAUAGGGCAAGGCUUGAGAUCCUCGAGGAUCCUGUCCAUGAAGAGCCAGCCUGAAGGCCUGAGUGUCAGCCCUCCCGCCUCCCUCCUCUGGCAACAAAGUGCACAUAAACGCCGUUGCGCCGCCCCGUUCACCAGGCUGGGGAAAUGCAAACUGGGGCUCUGUGUAGGUUUUAUGAAACGAGCGUGGGAACACAGAGGAACGCGGUGGAGGGGUGCGAGAGGAUCCGGGCAGCAGCGCCUGCCGUCUGACCCCCACUGCUCCCCCCACUGCCGACCAGGGUGCUUUGCUGUGCUGCUUCCAUCUGCAAACCCUUCACGAGUGUCUUUCCGUUGGAUCCCAUUCAGCUGAAAAGGCGCUGUGUUCAGCUGAAAGUCAACCCCUCUCCAUGGCUAAUGGAGCCAAUGCGUUUGCAGAGACCUCCAUUGCACAAUUACCAGGGCAGGUUGCACUGUCUUCGUUGAGCCAAAGAGAGGACAAGAAGAAGCUCUAAGGGAGGGUGACACGGGGAAGAAGGCAGGACAACCUGGAACAGAACAGCUUGUCAUUCACUAAUUUGACCUCCUAACUAUCUCUACUGCUCCAGCCUUAGUCAACAAGUGGGACAUCGUCCCCACCACAGAAAACCUGAGCUGGGAGGAAGCAAGGUCAGCAUGGCAGCAGGAGGGCAUGGAGAUGCGAGGGCAUCGAGGCCACCACCGGCAGCCCGGUGUGCCCAGGAGGUCCAGAGCCUCCACGGAAACUCUUGUCCAAGUUUCACCUUGAGCGAGACUCGGCGCCGGAGGGCAAGAGCCAAACCGGAAUAAAGGCAGAGAAGCACAUUUCUCUUCUUGAAGAGACACCUGCAUCAUGUCCUCAGAACAAUAUCCAGAGUCAGUUGGUUGAAUUUCCGCACCGUUUGACUCAAUUCUCUGGAGGCAGAGAUCCCUGUGUGCCCACGCCCCUGCUCCC